AUGCGAAUUGGACAUGUCUGUGAACUAACAGAAACACACAAAAACGCUAUCCGUGCAAUUAGAAAGAUAAAAUAUUUUGUUGCAAGAAAAAAAUUUCAACAAGCGAGAAAGCCUUAUGAUGUUCGUGAUGUUUUAGAACAAUAUUCUCAAGGACAUUUAAACAUGAUGGUUAGAAUUAAAGAAUUGCAAAGAAGGUAG
Messenger RNA from Meloidogyne enterolobii, 198 nucleotides. The record is from the annotation of a GenBank genome assembly. Lineage: Eukaryota; Metazoa; Nematoda; Chromadorea; Rhabditida; Meloidogynidae.